Messenger RNA from Pleurotus ostreatus (oyster mushroom), 1968 nucleotides. RefSeq lists its product as uncharacterized. Gene Ontology annotation, biological process: regulation of DNA-templated transcription. The coding region runs from base 1 to 1968 and encodes 655 amino acids. Gene Ontology annotation, molecular function: zinc ion binding; DNA-binding transcription factor activity, RNA polymerase II-specific. Lineage: Eukaryota; Fungi; Basidiomycota; Agaricomycetes; Agaricales; Pleurotaceae. The transcript is spliced from 4 exons. The record is from RefSeq and is a predicted model, not a curated record.
AUGGCCUCAAAGCGAAUUCAAGAUGAUCAAAACAACUCCAGAAAUCGUCCCGCGAAGAGAUCCAAGGCCAGCCAGGCCUGCUCGACUUGUCGAAAACACAAAACGCGGUGCGAGUUGCUAGACACGAAUUGCACGACCGGUCCCAUCCAAUGCCACCGUUGCAAAGUGCUCAAUAUCGAGUGCUCGUUCGAGAACUCGGAUAUCAUCAUCUUACCGAAGAACUCCUCAGGUCCCCCUGGCGCAGCUCCUGGAGUUGAGUUCAGCCCCGACAUUACAUCCGAGCCAACGUCGGACUCGGCGCACAACUCUGUGCAAGCGGAGAGUCCGCCUACUCCCCCGGAGAAUAGCAAUAGGCUUCUCAAAGUUGAUGAUUUCAUUCCGACUCCACGCACACCUUGGGGGUCUCUGAAUCUACCAGAUGGCUUCGACUGGGGAGUAGCGCCUAUAACUGCGGUUCAAGGGUUCACGACGCCCCAGUUAGCCCCUCAAAGGCAUAGCCCAUAUCACGAUACCGCCCUAUCCGCGAUAUUAACGCCGUCGCAAAUCGCGAAUUGCCUCGAAAUCUUCGAGAGUCGUUACCGGCCAUGGAUGAACCUACCGCCGUCGAAAGAAAACACCCCGGCUCUCGAUUUAGCACGAUGCCUCAUUGCAGCUCGACAUCUCGACUCGCUGACCCGUAGCCGGGUUGCCCCCCGCCUUCAGGUUCUAGUAGAGAAAACUAUUUUACAACCAGGAUACAUGUCGAUGUCCGCCGAAUUUGUGGAGGUGUUGCUGAUGUUCUCGCUGUGGGAACCUCUGUGCGGGGACGGCUACGAUCUUCCGCGAGAAGGACGAUUGCUGGCCACGUCCGCCGUGGAAGUCGCUCAGAAACUUGGCUACGACCGUUACGGGGUGUUAACCCUGAGACAGGGUGCCCUGGAUUUAAUGGACGCGAACUCAGACGAGAUUCGGUUUACUCGUCUGUGGACAACGGCGAAUAACAUCGAACAGCUGCUCCUCCUAGGUACCGGAAAGGCCAGUCCGACGCGAAAACGGAUGACAGAUCGCGAUUUUAUGUCAGUUUUCACGACGGAGGACUCGCGAGACAUGAGGUUGGGCUUAUUCAGUCGGUUAUUCGAUCUCACGGACAGAGGGAUGUCAAUACAUAUGGAAACCUCGGCAGAUAUGGACCAGUUUCAUAAGGAAGCGACGGACGUACUCAACUCGUUUUCGUGGCUCCAUCGUCUCAUCGCGCCGCUCCCAGUUGUAUCUCAAUUCGACUCAUUUUACUUCCAUAUACUGGAGAUCAACUAUCAUAUCUGCCGACUACUAAUCAUCCACAACAUUCUUCUCAAUAUGAGGAGAGUUUUUGACACUUCGUCUCAACGAAUGUGGUUUCAAGUGCAACAUAAUAACGUGUACCUCGCGCACGGCUGGACUGGUGAUGCCCUCUGCACAGCAGAAGCUGCGCUCAUUGCCCUCCUUUCCCGCCCCGACUUUGUCUCCCUCUCUACCGUCCCAGAUCAAUACUUCACCCUUCUCACUUUCGCUUGCACAUUCCUCAUUGUCGCGCGAUUUGCUAUCUACCAUAUUCGAGAAGGACCUUUGCACGGGCAGACGGAGAACUUGCUGAUGAAGACUGCGGAACGGUUUCAACAAGCCGCACUUUCGCCCAACCACAUGCCCAAUAGGUGUGCUGAGGCAAUCAAGGAGCUUCUGGGAGCAUGGGAACGCAGAGGCCCCAGGGUCAUAUCCACUUCCAAAGAAAUCGCUCUUCGGCCCACAACGCAAUCGGGAGAGAAUCAUCAUAGUUCUGGUCCAGGACAUAACGGAAUACCCGCUUCCUCGUCGUACCCUCACUCGCAAUCACAUACAACCGUCCCUCCUAUUCCACCAAAUAUUCCACCCGGUUUUGCAACAUUCUCCGACCCUGAUAUGUUCUUCGACGCCCAAUUCUGGUCUUCAUUCAUCGGUAACCUCAAUCCAUAA